Messenger RNA from Gastrolobium bilobum, 1191 nucleotides. RefSeq lists its product as uncharacterized. Bases 94 to 807 code for a protein of 237 amino acids. The record is from RefSeq and is a predicted model, not a curated record. Gene Ontology annotation, molecular function: ubiquitin protein ligase activity. The transcript is spliced from 2 exons. NCBI's taxonomy places the organism in Eukaryota, Viridiplantae, Streptophyta, Magnoliopsida, Fabales, Fabaceae.
ACGCAACAUCUCACUUCGCUUAGUACAUAACUCACAAAGACAGAGAGAGAGAGAUCCAUCCAUCCAUCCUCCGCCACCGCCAUCACCACCACCAUGGCGACGGCGACGGCGGCGGAGCCAGAAUUAAAAACUUACUGGUGUCACGAAUGCGACAUGAGCGUGGCUCUCACUUGGUCUCCCUCUCCUUCUCUUUUGUGCCCUCAUUGCCACACCCACUUCCUUGAGCUCAUGGACUCUCCCUUGUCCCAAAACGACGCCGAAUCACCACCACUCCCUUCCGCCCUCUUCGACGUCGUUUUCCAAGACGCCCUCGCUCUACUCUCCCCACAACCUCGAUCCGCAACCUCCAAGACUCUCACCGUGCCCGUAAUUGCAGUGACCAAAACCUUGCUCUCUGAGCUGGACCCAAACGGCGUCGUUUUGUGCGCCGUAUGCAAGGACCAAAUCUGCGUGGACAACGACGCCAAGCAACUACCUUGCAAGCAUUUGUAUCACUCCGAUUGCAUCACGCCCUGGCUGGAGCAGCUUCACGGUUCCUCCUGUCCCCUCUGCCGGUUUCCGAUGAGGGAAGAUUUAGAUGAUGAUGGUGAUGGUGAUGGUGAUGGUGAUGAUGAUGAUGCUUUGUCGCAGUCUUCGCGGACGAGGCAGCUGGUGGUGAGGCUGUCGGAGUUGACUGAGGAUGAUUUCUACGGUUUGAGAACCACUCUCAAUCACAUUGCUUCUAGACUCGCCCUCCUCGACUCGAAUAAUGAGAAUCGUGUCCAAUUGAAUGAACCUGGUGAUGUUGCUGGUGAAUCAGGAUGCUGAUGUUGUCGUGUCUGAAAAUUCAUCACGGUAAUUGAGGUAUAUAGUGUAUUAAAAGAAUGUUGAGGUUGUAUCACCAUAGAUCGUCUUUCAAGUGUAAAUCUGCACGGACGAUUAAGUUUCUCCUUCUCUUUUCCCUCCUUUUUUGGGGAACUCCAACUAGCUAGUUGUAGUGUUAUAGCCAGAAAUACAAUAAAUCGAUGGAGUGUACGAGUAAUGUGCAUCCUCCACUCUCUCUGUGUAGGUUCUUGGAACUGGAUUCUGAACCCAGAUUCUCCUCCAUUUUAGGCAAUAAAAUCUUUGUAAAAUUCAGCUUUCGUUUGUAUAGUAUCUGAAUUGUUGAAUUGGAUCAUUUCCACUAAAUCAUUUUUUUAUCACAAUUUUUAU